Messenger RNA from Pocillopora meandrina, 958 nucleotides. NCBI's taxonomy places the organism in Eukaryota, Metazoa, Cnidaria, Anthozoa, Scleractinia, Pocilloporidae. The record is from the annotation of a GenBank genome assembly.
AUUAGGAGAAAAGCUAUCAGAACUGCGGCAAUUAAUAGAUGGCCUGGGAAUGACAUCCCGAAUUUUAAGAAGAACAAGGUCGCUGUUGACGAGUUGAAUGAUCUUGUUAAUGACCUCAAGGAGGAUUGCUCGUUUCCACCUUUAAACUUUGGCAAAGAGGGUAUCAAACAACAUAUCUUAGACGUUCUUAAUGAAAGAAGGAGACAUAAAAGGAAAGGACAUGACUAUUCUCAGGUGAGCUUAAUGUCAAUAACAUUAAUUUUUAUAUAUUGACCAAUUAUUUCUUAUUCAUGCAUGCAGACCUUAAUUUGGAAGGAGCUCGAACCUACGGAAAAGAUUUUGUUUGCUUUACAACAAAGAACAUCUAAAUGAACAUACUGCUACUAAAUGAAACCCAUAUAAGUUAACAAAUUAUGAUGAAAAAAAAACAGCUCAUGUUACUGUACAACCAUUUACAUGAUUUUUUUGACAUUGCAGCCGGAUAAACGGACUCUUAAAAGGAAAGUGGAUCAAGGAACAAGUUCUGACAGCACUAGUACUGAUAAUGAUAUUGGUGGCUCAAGUUCAGCUAGUGGAUCAAGUGCUGAUCAUGAAGAGAUUGGAGACUCUGAAGAGACAAAUAACUCUGGAGACACAGAAAGUGUAGAAGAAUCCGAUGAAAACGAGGGUAUGCAUUACACUGUAAAAUAUAUCUGCAUGCCCCCAUAAAAACAUUUGCCCCCCAAAUGUAAUGAAAUUGUUUCAGAGGAGUUUGUAAUCUUUCGUAGAUCUUGAUGAGGAUACUGCCAAGUUGGUUGUGUGCGUGGCCUUUAAUGCAAUUCAAAUAUCUCAAAUUUCACGAACCCAGCUGCAGUCUUCAGCAAAAGCUCUUAAAAUUACAACAAAAAAGAAAGAGAAGAACGAUCUAGUGAAGAUAGUUGCUGAAGCACUUGUAGAGAAAGGAUUUGUCAAAGUGUGA